GUAAACUAAAAAUAAUAUAAUAAAAUAAAUAAUAAAGCUAAAGAGGAGGCUGUAUGGGCAUUAUUUCCUUUGCCUACCCUAAAAAAGGAAAACUUCAAGAAAAAACCACUUCGUUUUCGUUGAUUCGUUUGGGUAGUGUGUAGUGUUGUGGUUUGGUGUUAAUUUUAUUGUGAUCAAUAUGUUACGUAAAUUGUUUUAUUUAACGUUAACAAUCACAUAAACCUAAUUGUAAUAUAUCCGUUGGUCUAACCAAGUGUUAGUAACCAUGGCUGACGACGAACUACCAUCCGACAGUAGUUUACUUGUUAUAAUCGUGGAUACUAAUCCAAACCAAAGGUACAUAACUGAAGAUCCAAAGGUAUUGACUGGUUGCCUCGAUGCAGUCAUUGCAUUUGCAAACUCCCAUUUGAUGCAGAAAUCUAGAAACCAAUUAGCUGUUAUUGGCUGCCAUUUUCAUAAAAGUGAAUAUCUAUAUCCCUCACCGGGAAAGCCACUAGAUGUGCGACAAAUUGACGGACAGUAUGAAUUAUUCACCUUAGUAGAGAAAACUAUUAAAAUGAGAUUAGUGAAUUUAAUAAAAAGUCAGCCACAAGAUGAGAAGCCUGGUGAAUCAUUAUUAGCUGGAGCACUGGCUAUGGCUCUCUGCUUUAUAGCCAGGAUGCGACGCGAGUCGCCUCCAGGGCUUCGGACCAGCAGUCGUAUUCUAAUAGUGACGGGAAGCUCAGACACAGCAGCACAGUAUAUCAACUACAUGAAUGUAUUCUUCACAGCUCAGAAACAGCAGGUCCUGAUUGAUGUCUGUUCCAUGGACAAGCACCUGAGUUUACUUCAACAAGGCUGUGACAUCACAGGAGGGUUGUAUCUCAAAGUGCCAUCACUGGAAGGAUUAUUGCAGUAUUUACUAUGGGUAUUUUUACCCGACGCAUCGGAACGGACUAAGCUGGUGUUGCCAGGCAGAGGGCGCGUGGACUACCGUGCCGCCUGCUUCUGUCAUCGAGAACUACUCACUAUCGGUUACGUGUGCUCUGUGUGCUUGAGUGGUGAGUGUUGCAAUAACCUCCCAAACAGUGGGUAUUGUUGCCGGAUGAAGCCGGUGUUGCCAGGUACAGGGCCUGCUUCUGGCAUCGGGAAAUACAAACUAUCGGCUACGUGUGCUCUGCUUGCUUGAGUGGUGAGUGUUGCAAUAAUCUCCCAAACAAUGAGUAUUGCUGCCGGAUGAAGCCGGUGUUGCGAGGCAAAGCGUCCGCUUCUGGCAUCGGAAACUAUGUGUGCUCUGUGUGCUUAUGUGGUAAGUGUUGCAAUAAUCUCCCAAAUAGGGGGUGUUGCUGCAGGAUGAAGCCUGUGUUGCCAGGCAGAGAAUCUGCUUCUGCCAGCGGCAACUACUCAUUAUCGACUACGUGUGCUCUGUGUUCGUUAAGUGGUAAGGUAAAGUCCUACAAUAAUAAUUUAUAUGGAAGGAAUUCUAAACACUAUUAUUUAACUAACAUGUCAGAAUUGUUAAUUUUUGUUUUUUUUAUUUAGAAAGAAAUAAAUAUCGCUCUUUUACUGUUGUAUGAAAUUAAUUAGAACAAACUUUAAUACAAACUAAUUUUCCACACAAAUGGCUACUGGUGGCAGCAUGCGUAACACGGUUCAAGUGUAAAAACCCAAUUAUUGACUAUUUUUCUCUCAUAUCUAUAUCUUAUUCAUUGUUGCAGUGUUCUGCAAAUUCAGUCCAAU
Chilo suppressalis (striped riceborer) is the source of this 1719-nucleotide messenger RNA. The record is from the annotation of a GenBank genome assembly. Lineage: Eukaryota; Metazoa; Arthropoda; Insecta; Lepidoptera; Crambidae.